Messenger RNA from Schistosoma intercalatum, 609 nucleotides. Lineage: Eukaryota; Metazoa; Platyhelminthes; Trematoda; Strigeidida; Schistosomatidae. The record is from the annotation of a GenBank genome assembly.
UUGUGUUUGUAGAAAUAGAAAGUUUUCAAUAUGGUAAGUUACAUGUCUAUAUAAAUUAUAUAAAAGUGUACUACAUUUCCUUAACAUAUAGGACUAUAUACUUCCAACUUAUCAAUACAUAUACCCAAGUCUUUAAAAACAUUUUCACAUUGUAUAAGAAAUAAAUUAUAACAAAAAAAUACUAUGAUCAACCACAGUUGUUUCUUAAUUUUAUUAAUCUUAAUAUGGUAUUGGAAAUUAGAUGCUUUUACAGGUCGUUGUAAACCUGAAGGAGAAAAUUGUACCAAAACAAUAUUUUCACCAUGUUGUGCAAAUUCCACAUGUCAACUUCAUGGAUUAUUUAAAGGAGUUUGUGUAAAAUGUUUACCUGAGAAACAUUUGUGCUUAUCCAGUAGUGAAUGUUGUACAAAAUUAUGUAGUUGGUUUCGAUGUAUAAUGACAAAUUAGAUAUAAACUGAUUCAUUCAUUUACAAUUGAUGAAUAUUCUUACACAAGUAAAUUGACUAGUAAUCUACCAAAAAAAUAUAAGUUUAAAUGUUCUUAAAACUUGUUUAACCACAAUGAGUUCAUUUAUGGUUAUAUGACACUUAAAAACACACUGUAAUAAUA